ACGUUAGUGUUAUAGGGCUGAAGGUGGGCGGUUGAGUUUCGAUGUUCCCUUUGGUUUUCCUUUCCCUGAGGGCUCGAGAAAUAGCCAAUGGUGUUUGACGUAAACCCGGAAAACUGAAAAGCCCGCUUGGAUUCAAUUUUGAGAAGCAAGUCAGUGUCCUGCACCAUGAGCUUCGCUCCGAGCCCGAGCCCGUCCUGCCCCUCUGGUGUCCGCAGCGUCCGGGAGCAGAGGGAGCGCUGGGAGAAGAAAAGGAGCUGCGCUGGCCGGGAGCUGGUCCAGACCGAGCAGCGCUACUGUGCACAGCUGGAGCUGGUCACCACGUACUUUGUGGAGAUUUUGAAGGCCAAAGGAACCCUGAGGCAGGACAUUAGAGAGAGCAUCUUCAGUUCAAUUAAAUCCAUUCAUUUGGUAAACCAGACUUUGCUGGCUCAUUUGGAGCAGGGGAAGUUUGGUCUGGGCUUCGAGCAGUUCUGCCCACAGCUGCCGCAUUACAGCACCUAUGCUGACAACAUUCAGACUGCACACAAAACCCUACAGAUUCAAAUCAAGAAGAACAAAGCCUUCAGGCGCUUCAAGAAGCUGCAGGAGUCGCGGCCUGAGUUCCGCCAGAUGAAACUGGAGGAGUUGCUCGCUCUGCCCCUGGAGCGCAUUCAGCAGUACAAGCACUUCCUGCAAGACUUGACAGAGAACACAAGUCCAGACAACCCUGAGUUUCUGCAGCUUUCAAGGGCGACGAAGGCGGUCUCUGAGGUGUCCCAGCGUAUCCAGGACAACGCCCGGAGCCACGAGAACCACCUGCAGCUGCAGAGGGUGCAGAAACUGCUGAAGGGACGCAAGGGUCGGCUGCUGGCUCCAGGUAGAUGGUAUAUCCGCGAGGGCUGGCUGAGAACGGUGCCCCCUAAAGGCAUGGAGACCAAACCCAAGAUGUUCUUCCUGUUUUCCGACAUCCUGCUGCUGACCAAGCCCUGCGGCUCCCUGCAUCCCUCAGACAAGUUUGAGUGCCAGCGCUGCUUCCCCCUCAAGGAGUGCACCGUGGACAAGGUGUUUGGCCACACCAAGAGCCAAGGGGGCCUUAUCAGUCUGACCUUCCCCAAAGCCAAACUCAUGCUGAUGUCCAGCAAUCAGGAGGAUAUCAACGACUGGUAUCGCAGCCUGUCGCUAGCCGUUGGGCAGCUGAAGUCCAAGAGCACUGUGGUGCACCGGAGAGAUGACCUGUGCAGGAGGCCCCUGAGAUCAUAUGAGGAGACCCAGCAAACGGCUCCCAGUGCUGCCCUGGCAUCAGCCCCGGAGGACCAGCAGACCACAGCCAGCCCCCAACCCCACGGCAGGAAGAGGAACAUGGUGCCAAGCGAGGUGGGAGGAGGCAGUCAGAUCCUCACCAGCUCCCAGGCCACACCAUCACAAACAGCUUCCUACGCCCCCAAAAGAAUGAAGCUCUCUGAUGCUCCCAAGGCAGGGUCUCAGGAGUCCUCGGGUUCCAGCUGUGUGAUUCUGUGAUGAGAUGAGAGGCUUAAGAACACCCUGAGCUCAGGCACUACACACAGGUGUUUAUCAAGAUGCUUAUCAGGUUAUGAAUCCUUUACAAUCAGUAGACGCCACAUGGGAUCCGAGGAGCCCUGAAGUAUAUUCAGAUGAUUUGUAUUUUGAGCCUGUGUUUUUAAACUGUAAUAUAUACCAAAGACUAGAAUUGGGGGGUAAAUAUACUGUGGAAAAGACUGUUACAGAAUGAUUUGCUUUUCAACUGAAAUGGAUCUGCGAUUCUAGCACCAGCAGCGGAAGAUUAGUCAAAGCAUAUGACAGCAGAACACCUUAUGACACUCCAUACUCCAUAGUAUGAUAUUUCACUUAGUCAAUACAAAUGUCUAUAUAACUACUUUUUUAAUUCCAUUUAUGAAGCUGUUUAUCAUGUACUAACUACUAACACAAUGCCUGCAAAUACUACUUACUUAUGGAAUACUCAAAUGUCUUAUGUGGUCUACUGGGAGGAAGAAAUGUGUGCAAUAGUUGAAUGAUGUGUGACAGCAACCUACCAUUUUUAAAGAAACUACUCAAAUAAGGCACUCCCCACGAACACUGAUGACUGUGUAUCCACUGGACCAAAUAUUAUGGUAUUUAUACUCAGCAAAAUAUACCACAAUGAUUUUAUGUCGCAAUAUCUUAUUAUAUGUGGAGAAAAAAAUCAAUUUCCAUUGGGGUUCAUUGCUUUUAAAUGUAAUGGGGUCAUAAAUCUAUAGGUGCUUUUUAUAACAAUGUCUAUUACUUUGGACAUAUUGCUGAAGAACUCUGAAAAGCAAUAAAUUCAGCGUUAUUAAUGCCCAA
Molecule: messenger RNA, 2319 nt
Organism: Clupea harengus (Atlantic herring)
Lineage: Eukaryota; Metazoa; Chordata; Actinopteri; Clupeiformes; Clupeidae
Gene: arhgef39
Product: Rho guanine nucleotide exchange factor 39
Biological process (GO): positive regulation of cell migration
Cellular component (GO): plasma membrane
Molecular function (GO): guanyl-nucleotide exchange factor activity
Source: RefSeq, a predicted model, not a curated record